AUUUCCGCUCUUAGUUCUGCGCACUAACGCACUUACCGGCUGCUCUACGCAUUUGUGUUGUUAGAGCUGCAAUGGGGAAAAAAUCUCGGGCGGCUUCGGGCCGGAGGCCAAUUUUGCAGCUUUCUCCUCCGGGUCCCCGUGGUCCCUCGACAGCUUGGGAGGAGAACGUAGGAUCAGGAUCAGAAGAUGAUCAAGAAGGCAGUGGUGAUGCAUCAGCUGCACCUUCAUACAUCUCCAAGGAGAUAGAAGUUGAACCAGUGGCACCAGCAGUGAAAGCUACAGUAGGCCUUUCUUUGCUUGGAGCAUAUGCUGAAAGCGAUGAGGAGGAGGGUGCUGAAAUCCAGCCUGAAAAGCCUAAGCACAACCAAUCUGGUGAUAUUGACAGCACACUUGCCAGUUUCUUAGCUGAGAUUGAUGCAAUUACAACACAGCCUGCCCAGCCACCAGGUGAGCCUGCGACAGCUUCGUGGGCUCCUCCUCCCACACCACCUCGUCCGGAGCCAAAAGACCAGCAGCAUCCACCUAACCACGCAACUUUUCAGAAUGGAGAGGUGUCUGCUGUGGCUGGAAUUGAGUUUCAGUAUGAUACCCAAUAUUCUUUGGCAGGCGUUGGUAUCGAAAUGGGUGACUGGCAGGAGGUAUGGGAUGAGAACACUGGCUGUCACUAUUACUGGAAUACACAAACCAAUGAAGUGACCUGGCAGCUUCCACAAGAUCUGGCUAACCAAGUCCAGGGCAUUCAACAGUAUCACAACAGCUCUUUGGCUACUGUUAAUGGCACUGGAGCCCACAGUAAUGGCCUUUACCAAGAACAGAAUGCCGUGGGGGUGGCCAGUGCACAGACUACCAAGAGAGAGAGUAAAAAACAGGAAGUGAUGGAAUCUGUUCAGGCUCUUACCAGUGAGGAAGAAGAGCGUCAGGGUGUUGCUGCAUCUCUUUUGGCUCCCCUCAUUCCCCCGGAAAUAAAAGAAUCGGAAGAAAGGUGGAGAAAGAGAGCUCUAGGCUUAGAGGUGGAUCCAGAAGAAGAAGAGGUGGAUUCCAAGGGAGAUGGCCACAUUCAUGGGGAUGUGGAUGCGGAUGCAAACUCGCAAAGUGGAGAAAGCUCAGAUGCUGAAAUGAGAAAUAAUGAAGAAGAAGAAACUGAGGAAGAUACACGGGAUCUGGAACUGGCCUUAGAAAGGAAAAAGGCUGAACUGCGUGCAUUGGAAGAAGGAGAUGGUAGCUUAAUGAGCUCCAGCCCUCGUUCAGAUGCAAGUCAGGAGGGCAGUAAGAGUUCCUUACUUCGGAAAGGAAAGUGGAAGACCACUUUUGUUCGUUCUGCUAGCCCUGACUCAAAUAGCAGAAGUUCAGACAAAAAUGGAAGGGACUCUCCAGACAUUGGAGAUGCAACAGCAGCUACAGGUGUCUCAAAGACAAAUGAGAAGACACUGGAAGAAGAGCAACAAGUAAAUUCAGAGGUCUUUCAGGACAAAGCAAAAGCCAGACCUGCUGUAAAAGAAGAGGAGGAUGAUGAAGAUGUAAAACUGAAGUUUCAGAUUGGAGAACUUGCAAAUACAUUGACCAGCAAAAUGGACUUUUUAGGAAUUAAUAAAAAGACCAUUUCCAACUUUCAGCUACUGCUCCUGCAGAUUGAGACCAGAAUUGCGGAUUGGCGAGACGGAGCACUGAAUGGAAUUUAUCUUAAGCGCAAGCUACAAGAAGCAGCCGAACAAAUAAAACACUAUGAAAUAAACGCCACUCCCAAAGGCUGGUCCUGCCACUGGGACAGGGACCACAGGCGUUAUUUCUAUGUAAACGAUGUGACCAGUGCAUCACAGUGGGAGUUUCCUGAUGUGGAGGAGGAAGAAGAGGCAGAAGGAAAAGACACCAGUGCUGAACAGAAUGUCAAGAAUGAGGAUGAUGGCCAUGUAUCACCUGAGCCCAAAGUCCUUUUAACAGACAACAGCAACUAUCUAUGCCUUCCAGCUGUGACCCCUAGUCUACCUGUGCAGACGUAUUGGACUGUACCUCAGCCUCCACUACCACCUGCUUGUGACCCCCUCCACCGCCUCCACCCCCACCCGAGUCCCUCCACCACCCCCACCCCCACCAAUAGGUGAUGACACAGAGAUUGAAGAGGUAGAA
Messenger RNA from Polypterus senegalus (gray bichir), 2124 nucleotides. RefSeq names its product formin-binding protein 4-like. Gene Ontology annotation, molecular function: protein binding. The transcript has 13 exons. Lineage: Eukaryota; Metazoa; Chordata; Cladistia; Polypteriformes; Polypteridae. Bases 72 to 2099 code for a protein of 675 amino acids. The record is from RefSeq and is a predicted model, not a curated record.